AUGAGCUCCGUCAGCAACUUAGGCGGAAACUCAGGCGUGGAUCAGGGCAACCCGAAGAAUAACAGAAAACGAGAGCGCGAGGAUUGGAACACCUCGACUUCCAUCAUAGAUCACGAGCGUGCAUCACAACAACCUGGCAAGUUCAAGAAGACAAAGCCCCAGAAGCCGCAAACGCAAUCAAAAGGUUCUUCUCAGUCAGAGUCGGUAUCUCCGGUCUCGAGAGUCAUUGAAUGGCCAGAGUUGUUCAAGUCUCUUGAUAAAACUCACCGGGCCUUGAACCUCGUGUUCACGUUCUGUUGUACCCGUAAACAUCUAGCAACUACUUUCGAGACAAUAAAGUCAGCAGUUGAGACUCAUACAAAACAUCCGUUGACCGAGGAUGAUGUGGCUCUCAUAGUGGCUUUGCGCCCUGAGGGCAUCAAUUUUACAUACGUGGAUGAACUUAUGCUACAGCUCGAUAUUAAGGGGUCACAAAGAGAUGACGUUUUUAAAAAUUCAAAAUCACUUCGGUCUCAAGCUCCAGUUCAUGACCUAUCCGUGGGAGGCUGGACCGGCGACGAAACACUGCACAAUCGUCGUGAUGGAGAAUCCACGGGAGAGCGGGAAAUACUAUUCUUCGAAUUCAUUGAUGGAGAUCUGAAGCGCCAAGUCCAGGAUAAGAGAACUGGCGAAGCGGUGGCGCCGAAUCGCAGACUUCGGGAUGAGCAACUGAAGAUGCCUGUUUUUGGGCAGAAGCAAAUGAGACAGUUGAUUGACCGGAGAAAUCAGAAAUUCGCCAGUGCCAUCGACACAUUCCUGAGCCAAUGUGUCGAAGAUAGGUUGGAUCCAGAUAUGACUUUGAGGCAUAUGGCGCAAAAGUUUCUCCCGAGGCCGUCUCAUCCGAGGGUUGUUGCAGACACCAUACCAAGCCCUAUUCCCGAAAACAUACCAAAGGAUCGUAAAUCCAUACCCGAAAUUGUUCAACAGCUCAAAGACAGCCCGUGGUAUACAGGCCAAAUCGUACCGGACGGGCACAGAGUCUUCGACCCGCAGGAGCCCAUCUACGGUGACCUUGGUUUUCUUUUGAGUCAAGAUAUUGUCAACGCUUUGUACAAUGCUAAAGGCAUCACCAAAAUUUACGCUCAUCAGGCAGAAGCUCUCAACAGGCUCGACCAAGGAGAGCAUGUUGUCGUAGCAACGUCAACAAGCUCAGGAAAAUCUCUUAUAUACCAACUGCCUAUUCUGUGUGAACUGGAGAGAAACUAUGACUCUAGAGCUCUUUACAUCUUCCCAACAAAAGCAUUGGCGCAGGAUCAGAAACGAAGUUUGAGGGACAUGCUGUCUUAUAUGCCCGGACUGGGAGAUGCGCUUGUCGAGACAUUUGACGGAGACACGCCAAUGAAUGAACGCGCUGCAAUACGUGAACAAGCCAGGAUCAUUUUUACAAACCCAGACAUGCUUCAUGCUACGAUCUUGCCCCAAGAAGAAAAGUGGAGGACUUUUCUCAAAAAUCUGAAAUAUGUAGUAGUGGAUGAGCUUCACUAUUAUAACGGGCAGCUUGGUUCCCAUGUUGCAUUCAUCAUGAGAAGACUGAGACGAAUCUGCGCCGCGGUUGGAAAUCGGCGGGUUCGAUUCAUCUCCUGCUCCGCGACUGUGGCCAACCCUCAGGAGCACUUCAGAACCAUCUUUGGCGUGAAAGAGGUCACUCUGGUUGAUUUUGACGGCUCGCCGUCAGGGCGCAAAGAGUUCUUGUGCUGGAAUACUCCCUACAAAGACCCCAAAGACCCUGCCAGUGGCCGAGGCAACGCCAAGUUUGAAUGCGCAAGAUUAUUUUGUGCCCUCAUGUUGCGAGGUGUUCGGCUCAUAGCCUUUUGUCGGGUCAGGGCCCAGUGCGAAGCGUUGGUGAGUGCCGUCAAGCAGGAAUUGGAGUCUUUAGGCAGGCCCGAAUGCAUGAACCUCGUCAUGGGCUACCGAGGUGGGUAUACUGCAGCUGAUCGACGCCGCAUCGAGUCUGAAAUGUUCGAGGGCAAACUGCUCGGCAUUGUGGCGACCACGGCGCUGGAACUGGGCAUAGACAUCGGUACACUUGAUUGUGUCAUGUCUUGGGGGUUUCCAUAUACCAUCGCGAACCUGCGUCAACAAAGUGGUCGCGCGGGUCGUCGGAACAAGGACUCCUUGUCCAUCUUGGUGGGGGACUGUUUUCCGACAGACCAGCAUUAUAUGCAAAACCCCGAGGAGCUGUUCACCAAGCCGAAUUGCCAACUCCGGGUGGACCUUGACAAUUUGCUCGUACGCGAGGGGCACAUCCAAUGCGCGGCAUACGAAAUGCCCAUUCGGCCCGAGCAGGAUGCCCAGUAUUUUGGGCACGACUUGUCCAGCAUUUGCAACGAACGUUUAGUCAAGGACGAGAUGGGUUACUAUCAUUGUCACGAUCGCUUCCGGCCAAAUCCUUCCAGGUACGUUGCUAUAAGAGACGCCGAAGACGAGCAUUUCGCCAUCGUCGACAUCACAAAUGGCAGAAAUGUAGUCCUAGAAGAGCUAGAGGCGUCUCGGGCGACAUUUACAAUAUACGACGGAGCCAUGUUUCUCCACCAGGGAAAUACCUACCUCGUGCGAGACUUUAUUCCGGAUAAGCUCAUGGCCAAGGUGGAAAAGGCCAAAGUUGACUGGACGACGACGCAGCGAGACUAUACUGAUAUAGAUCCUAUAGAAAUCGAGGCCAUACGGAAAAUCACAUCGUCGCUUUCACGGGCGUAUUACGGAGCCAUCAAAAUCCAGCAGAAUGUGUUUGGGUACUUCAAAGUGGACAAGAAGGGACGGGUCCUCGACGCUGUCCAAGUAGACAACCCGCCCGUCAUCCGCUACAGCAAAGGCUUGUGGCUAGACGUGCCGAAAAACGCACUCGACAUCCUACAGGGUCGCCGACUGAAUUCGGCGGCUGCAAUACACGCUGCAGAGCAUGCCGUCAUGAGUCUCUUGCCCACCUUCGUCAUCAGCAUGCCGGAAGAUGUCCGGACGGAAUGCAAAGUCGCGCUGAAAGAGUUUGCCAAGCUAGAGUCCAAGAGGAAACGGCCAGCAAGACUGACUUUCUACGAUGCCAAGGGCGGUGCUGGCGGAUCAGGCAUCAGCACGAAGGCAUUCGAUCACAUUGGCAGCUUGCUAAGAAUCGCACUCGAAAGAGUCGAGGCCUGCCAAUGCCAACGAGGAUGCAUGGAAUGUGUGGCAUCGGAAACAUGCAGAGAGUCUAACGAAGUGAUGAGCAAAGCUGGUUGCCUUGUUGUUCUGAAGAGUUUGUUGAAUCUUCCCAUUGACAUUGACCAGCUUCCCAUGGGACCAGAGGACUCGGUACCAGUGGGCAUGGAGACCGUGACACUUGCACAUCCAGUCCGCGUUCGUGUUCAAGACGCGAAGAAAGGGGCUGGGGUGUUGGAAGGGCUAGAGAACGAGAACCGCAGUGCUGAAGAGCCCAAAUCCUCCACUGGUGAGUUUGAAAGAUGGUUAGGCUGA
Molecule: messenger RNA, 3486 nt
Organism: Ustilaginoidea virens
Lineage: Eukaryota; Fungi; Ascomycota; Sordariomycetes; Hypocreales; Clavicipitaceae
Exons: 2
Coding region: 1-3486 (1161 amino acids)
Molecular function (GO): nucleic acid binding; ATP binding
Source: RefSeq, a predicted model, not a curated record